AUGACUACGAACAAUUGGACAGCAUUAUGGGGGCUGUGCAAAGCACCCGCAGCGGUUAAGGAGGCCACGGCGCCUAACUGUAUUCGGAUCUCGAAUCCUCGAGUACUCACCAAAUCUCUCAGUUCCCCGCCUCAAGAUAUCGCUUGCAACUUCCUCUUACCCCGCUACUGUACUCAAAUACCUCGACCUACCCCGCGCACAAUGUGCAUUCGAUCCCUCGGCGUGAUACUCUUCACCCUUCGCAAAUCGAAAGAAGAUGAAGAGGAACUCGAUCGUUGGCCGCCGCGAGAAACGGUUUUACCUCUCAAACCUGUCGUGAGGGAACAAGUUUCGGUCAUGCCUCCGUCGAGACAAUUUGUUGGUGGAAGUGGGCCGGGGGAGGGCUUGGAGGUGGAGGGGAUGGACAAAGGCAAGCUGGGGUUAGAGAGUGGCCAUUGGGGUAAGAGCACCUGA
Molecule: messenger RNA, 453 nt
Organism: Mollisia scopiformis
Lineage: Eukaryota; Fungi; Ascomycota; Leotiomycetes; Helotiales; Mollisiaceae
Exons: 2
Coding region: 1-453 (150 amino acids)
Source: RefSeq, a predicted model, not a curated record